CCAAUACCCGGUGUUCCAUACAUUAGAGGUAUUCCUAUAUUUGGUGUUCUCUACCAAGUGAAGCUGAACUCGGCUCUAAAGUAUACACGAUGGUCAGAUAUCCACGGAGAUCUAUUCCAAAUGAGAAUGGGCUCAAGAGUUGUUGUUGUUGCCAACUCAUUUGAAAGCGUUAGAGACCUUUGGAUAAAAUACUCCAAUGCAUCCAAUUCGAGACCAAUGUUGUACACGUUCCAUUCCGUGUUAAGUAAGACGCAAGGGUUCACUAUUGGGACUACACCUUAUGGCGAUACAUACAAGAGAACGAAAAGGAUAAUUGCAACAGCUUUGAACAAAAGAGCAGUGGAGCAUCAUUCGAAGUUUAUCAAGGAUGAAUGUCUUAACAUGUUCAGGCGAGUUGACGAGGAGCAUGAGCGCAUUAAGAGCAGUACAAGAUCUGAAGACAUCGAGCUCUUCAAGUUGAUACAAGGCUAUGUCUUGAGGAUUAGCCUCUUCCUCACAUACGGUUAUUUGGUGAAAGUAGAACACAAUGAUAAGUGUAAGCUCUUUGAUGAAAUCGCUCAUGUUGAGAACAUGAUUGUCAAGUUACGAGGGCACAGCUCAAAUGUUCAAGAUUAUUUGCCGCAUUUGAGAUGGCUAGGACUUGGUAACGAUAAGACAAGAUUGGCUGACCAGUAUCGCAAGAGAAGGGACGUAUAUAUGGCCAAGUUCACCAAUGAUGUCAAGCGCAAAAUUGAAGUUGGCGAGGACUAUUCCGAAUCGAUUGUGAGUAAACUGUUACGAGGCUGUAGCGAGUUUCCUACUGUUACAGAAGCUGAAUUGACUUCGGUAUGUUUGACAAUGGUUAGUGCUGGACUUGACAAUACGCCAUUGGUAUUGACCCAUAUCUUGGGUCACCUAUCACUCGGCUCAUAUGGAGCCAAAUUACAAGAGACGCUGAUUGAUAGCAUCUUGAAAGUUUAUGGAACUCUUGAGAAUGCAUUCAUCAACUGCUCUGACCUUAGUCGCUUCAGAGUGGAAUACAUAAGUGCACUAGUAGAAGAAGGCCUUCGUUACUUCUCCGUUCUUCCAACAAGUCUUCCAAGAGAAACGACAAGAGAUAUAAACUACAGAGGAGUAUUGUUGCCUCUGGGCACGGUGAUGUUCAUGAACGCGUACGCUGCAAAUCAUGACGCAUCAAGAUUCGAAGAUGCAUUUCAAUUUAAACCAGAGAGGUAUUUACAAGCUCACAACGGACAUGAUGACGAGAACAAGCAUCAAUUGCCUCAUUUCUCAUUUGGUGCAGGUACACGGGCAUGUGGUGGAGCACAUUUGGCUUUCAAGGAGAUGUACAUUGCACUCUUAAGGUUUAUAGUACUCUACAGAAUUACGCUGCCAAAGGAUUCAAAGUAUCUCAUGUCUCUGGACCCCUUCAAGACUAAUUCAUGUCCAGAAGCAGUCGCCAUUGAACCGUUCCCGUUCAAAGUGCACCUUGAGAAGAGAGAUAACAAGCUAUUUGAGAGAUUAGUCCAUGUUGGUCCUGCUCCAUUGGUCUGA
Williopsis jadinii is the source of this 1533-nucleotide messenger RNA. RefSeq names its product cytochrome P450. The annotation marks the transcript as partial. The record is from RefSeq and is a predicted model, not a curated record. NCBI's taxonomy places the organism in Eukaryota, Fungi, Ascomycota, Saccharomycetes, Phaffomycetales, Wickerhamomycetaceae. Gene Ontology annotation, molecular function: oxidoreductase activity, acting on paired donors, with incorporation or reduction of molecular oxygen; heme binding; monooxygenase activity. The transcript has a single exon.